AUGCCCACCAACCGAGCCGCAUGGCAACCGGCCAAGAAGGCGCCGUUGCUCGAGGUCAAAGCAGCGCCGUAUCCCCCUCCCAAGGCCAACCGGAUCGUCGUCAAGAACGGCGCCGUGGCCGUCAACCCCAUCGACUGGCUGAUCCAGUCCAAAGGCGACAUCAUGUUCACCUGGCUCAAAUACCCGUUCGUGCUGGGCUCGGACGUCGCCGGCGAGGUCGUCGAGGUCGGCAAGAACGUCACUCGCUUCCAGGUCGGCGACCGGGUGCUGGGCUUCGCGCGCGGGACCGAUGAGAAGGUCAACGACUCGUCCGAGGGGGCCUUCCAGGAGUACACGGUGCUGGUGCCCGACCUGACGGCGCACAUCCCCAGCAGCCUGUCCUUCGAGAGCGCCGCGGUGAUUCCUCUCGGCCUGGCGACGGCCGGGGCCGGCCUCUUCCAGCAGGACCAACUCGGUCUGCAGCUCCCGACGUCGCCGGCGAGACCGCCGACCGGCCAGACGGUGCUGAUCUGGGGGGGCUCGACCAGCGUCGGCAGCAAUGCCAUCCAGCUGGCCGUCGCGGCUGGCUACGAGGUCUUCACGACCGCCUCGCGCAAGAACUUCGAGUACGCGGCCAAGCUCGGCGCCGCCAAGGUCUUCGACUACCGGAGCGGCUCGGUGACGCAGGACAUCAUCCGCGCCUUCAAGGGGCGCACGUCUGCCGGUGCGCUGGCCAUCGGCCAGGGAGGCGCGGAGGCCUGCAUGGAGGUCCUCGACCACGUCCAGGGCCGCAAGUUUAUCGCGCUGGCCUCGUAUCCCGUUCCGCAGGAGGAGCCGAAGCGUCUGGUCAUGCUGCGGACCAUCAUCUUCUUCGUCUCGUGGAUCAUCUCGUUCAAGUUCAAGGGCCUGCUGAAGGGGAUCAAGUCGAAUUUCAUCUUCGCGACGUCGGUCAAUCACAACGGCAUCGGGAAGGCCCUCUUCGUCGAUUUCCUGCCCGACGCCCUCCGUGCCGGCGAGUUCGUCCCUGCUCCGGACGCCCAGGUGGCGGGCAAGGGAUUGGAGAGCAUCCAGACGGCUUUUGAACAGCAGAAGCAGGGGGUGUCUGCGAAGAAGAUCGUUGUCUCGCUGUAG
Messenger RNA from Monascus purpureus, 1110 nucleotides. The record is from the annotation of a GenBank genome assembly. Lineage: Eukaryota; Fungi; Ascomycota; Eurotiomycetes; Eurotiales; Aspergillaceae.